Schizophyllum commune H4-8 is the source of this 492-nucleotide messenger RNA. RefSeq lists its product as uncharacterized. NCBI's taxonomy places the organism in Eukaryota, Fungi, Basidiomycota, Agaricomycetes, Agaricales, Schizophyllaceae. The coding region runs from base 1 to 492 and encodes 163 amino acids. The record is from RefSeq and is a predicted model, not a curated record. The transcript has a single exon.
AUGCAUGUCGAGGAACUGAUGCCUCGGCGAGAGUCUGCGCAAACCCACCGCGCCGUGCCAGGUGGCUGGUCGACGCCCGAGCCUAUGACGCCAGAACCUGCGGGUGCUGCGCCUCUGCCUACCCCGUCGCCUGUGCGCCCACCGCCGCCGCCCAAGCCGCAGACGAACGGAAGGACGCCCAAGCAGAAUGACAAAGGGAAAGCGCCCGAGAAAAGGCCCUCACCGCCUCAACCCUCGCACUACGACGAGGACGAGGCUGACGCGCUCGCGCGGUCCGUGCCAGGGGGCUUCGAGCCCCCGCCCGUGAGGAACAAUGCGCAAGAAUUCGACGACCGCGACACGGUGCCGGAUCUGCCCCCGCCGGUGAAGGAGAAGGCGCGCAAGCCGCGGAAACGGACGAGUGUCGCGUCAGCGGCGAGUCUGACGUCGCUUGAGGACGAGCCGGUGAGCGCGCGGAGGCGGUCGUCGCGUCUGAGUCAGAGGAAGAGAUAG